GCCGCUGACCUUUGAUUUUCCUCCCUGUCACCUGGCCCCUAGGGUGGUAAGCUGAGCACGAGGACCAUGCUGGGCCGGACUCUCCGAGAAGUUUCUGCGGCACUGAAAAAAGGCCAGGUUACACCCACAGAGCUCUGUCAGAAAUGCCUCUCCCUUAUCAAGAAGACCAAGUUUCUAAAUGCUUACAUUACUGUAUCGGAGGAGCUGGCCUUAAAGCAAGCAGAGGCAUCGGAGAGAAGAUAUAAGAAAGGCCAGUCACUGGGAGACUUAGAUGGAAUUCCUGUUGCAGUGAAAGACAACUUUAGUACGACUGGCAUUGAGACAACGUGUGCAUCAAACAUGCUGAAAGGUUAUGUACCGCCUUAUAAUGCCACAGUGGUCCAGAAGUUGUUGGAUCAGGGAGCUCUACUGAUGGGAAAAACGAAUUUAGAUGAGUUUGCUAUGGGAUCUGGAAGCACAGAUGGAGUGUUUGGGCCGGUUAAAAACCCCUGGAGUUAUUCAAAACAAUAUAGAGAAAAGAGGAAGGAGAAGCCCCGCGAUGAGAAUGAUUCUGAUUGGCUCAUAACUGGAGGAAGCUCUGGGGGCAGCGCGGCUGCCGUAUCAGCAUUCACGUGCUUUGCAGCUUUAGGAUCAGAUACAGGAGGAUCCACCAGAAAUCCAGCUGCCCACUGUGGGCUCGUUGGUUUCAAACCAAGCUACGGCUUAGUUUCUCGUCAUGGUCUCAUUCCCCUGGUGAAUUCAAUGGACGUGCCAGGAAUCUUAACCAGAUGUGUGGAUGAUACAGCAAUUGUGUUGGGUGUACUGGCUGGACAUGACCCCAAAGAUUCUACCACGGUACAAGAUCCUGUAAAGUCAUUCGUGCUUCCCAGUUUGACAGAUGUGAGCAAACUAUGUAUAGGAAUUCCAAAGGAAUAUCUUGUACCAGAAUUGUCACCUGAAGUACGCUCUCUUUGGUCCAAAGCUGCUGAUCUCUUUGAUUCUGAGGGAGCCAAAGUCAAAGAAGUGUCCCUGCCCCACACCUGUUACUCAAUUGUCUGCUACCAUGUAUUGUGCACAUCAGAAGUGGCAUCAAAUAUGGCAAGAUUUGAUGGGCUGGAAUAUGGUCACAGAUGUGACAUUGAUGUGUCUACUGAAGCCAUGUAUGCCACAACCAGACGAGAAGGGUUCAAUGAUGUGGUGAGAGGACGAAUUCUCUCGGGAAACUUUUUCUUAUUAAAAGAAAACUAUGAGGAUUAUUUCAUCAAAGCACAGAAAGUGAGACGCCUCAUUGCUAAUGACUUUGUGAAUGUUUUCAACUCUGGAGUGGAUAUCUUGUUAACUCCCACCACCUUAAGAGAGGCAGUGCCGUAUUUGGAGUUCAUCCAAGAAGACAACAGAACGCGAAGUGCUCAGGACGAUAUUUUUACACAGGCUGUAAAUAUGGCAGGACUGCCAGCAGUGAAUAUCCCAGUGGCCCUCUCACGCCAAGGGCUGCCUGUAGGAUUACAAUUUAUUGGACCUGCAUUCUGUGAUCAGCAGCUUCUUACAGUUGCCAAAUGGUUUGAACAACAAGUACAGUUUCCUGUUAUUCAACUUGAAGAACUCAUGGAUGACUGUACUUCAGUCCUUGCCAAUGAAAAGUUAGCUUCUGUGUCUCUAAAACAGCAGUGAUGAAUACGUAAUGAAAUUAAAAUGACUUUUAGAGAUUCUCUACCCUGGAGAGUCAAAUGAUCUUGGCUGGCUUCUUGUAAUUAGGUUCAUUAUCAACACAGUCAUUCCCUAGAAUCACUUUUUAGAAUUCCUGUGAUGUAGUUAAUUAAUUAUAAAUAAUCUGUCAGUACUUAUUAAACAUCCACUAAGCGUAAAAUGCAGGAUUUCUAUUAUAACACAAGAUAACAUGUUCAUAACAAACAGUGCGUUCUGCAAAAUGUUGAUUGUAACGAAUGCUUACAGCAAAGUAACGUUAGGGAUAAACUUCUCAAAAGUUGUACAUCCUUGUAACUCAAGCACUAAUAGAAACAGUAAUUGUAUCUCCAGAGACAACUGGAGAGCCCAGGCAGCAGCUCAUUGUGUGGUGAAGGCUGCCCCAGGGGAUGUUAAAAAGCACAAAAAACAAGCAGGAGGGAGUAGUCCUGAGCACAACCCUGAGGGGUUGUGUGUACUGGUGGCAACGCCACCUGCCGGCACCUGAGUCCUGCAGGUCGGGGCGUCCUCUGGCGAGGAGCCCCAGCUGCAGGCCCUGCUGUUAUUUAUCUAAAAAUAGAGCUGAAGUGACUGAACACUUGUUUCCUUUCCUCCUCAGGGUUAAAGUUUUUACUUCUGCUGUUGCUGCCCAGAAGCCAGAACAGUUCUCCCACUCCAUUCAUUCUCCCGUUUACCAAUCACGAAUGAGCUCACUGAGAUCUCACAAACAUUUGUUGUAACCUAGCAGACCAUACUAGACUGAAACUUGGGAGACAGUGGAGGGUGAUUUUGGUGAGAAAGGUUAAAAAUAUACAAGUAGUAUACAGUAUGAAAAACUUGCAGAUAAUUUGGUGAAACUGCCAAAGAGAGGUAGCCCAUGUAGGAUCCUCUGACCCCAGAUUCUCUGUUCCUUAAGCUUUCCUUACCCUCUUGAUUCUUAUAAGUGUCCUCUAUUCACGCCCCCACCCCCCUUUUUUUAUUUGAAAGCCAGAGUUACAGAGAGGAGGAGAGAGAGAGAUCUUCCAUCUGCUAGUUCACUCCCCAAAUGACCGCAACAGCUAGGGCUGGGCCAGGCCUAGGCCAGGAUCCUGGAUCUUUUGGGUCUCCCACCACAUGGGUGCCAGGGACCUAAGCACUUGGCCCAUCCUCUGUGCCUUCCCAGACGCAUUAGCAGGGAGCUGGAUCAGAAGUGGAGUGGGGGCUGGCGCUGUGGCAUAGCAGGUGAAGCCGCUGCCGGCAUCCCAUGUGGGCACCAGUUCAUGUCCCGGCUGCUCCACUUCCAAUCCAGCUCUCUGCUAUGGCCUGGGAAAGCAGUAGAAGAUGGCCAGGUCCUUGGGCCCCUGCACCUGCAUAGGAAGACCCGGAGGAAGCUGCUGGCUCCUGGUUUGGGAUUGGCGCAGCUCUGGCUAUUGCGGCCAUUGGAGAAUGAACCAGCAGGUGAAAG
Molecule: messenger RNA, 3106 nt
Organism: Lepus europaeus (European hare)
Lineage: Eukaryota; Metazoa; Chordata; Mammalia; Lagomorpha; Leporidae
Gene: QRSL1
Product: glutaminyl-tRNA amidotransferase subunit QRSL1
Exons: 11
Coding region: 67-1650 (527 amino acids)
Biological process (GO): mitochondrial translation; glutaminyl-tRNAGln biosynthesis via transamidation
Cellular component (GO): mitochondrion; glutamyl-tRNA(Gln) amidotransferase complex
Molecular function (GO): glutaminyl-tRNA synthase (glutamine-hydrolyzing) activity
Source: RefSeq, a predicted model, not a curated record